Molecule: messenger RNA, 1971 nt
Organism: Lindgomyces ingoldianus
Lineage: Eukaryota; Fungi; Ascomycota; Dothideomycetes; Pleosporales; Lindgomycetaceae
Product: HET-domain-containing protein
Exons: 2
Coding region: 1-1971 (656 amino acids)
Source: RefSeq, a predicted model, not a curated record
AUGCCGCUUCCCAGAUCCUUCCGACAGCCCAAGAGGCAGUCCUCAGGAUCCAGAUCUCAGUCACGGCGCAAGCCGUGUCGUCUCUGCCACAACCUUGAUCCACGCAGUCACUCGAGCUCGGUGUAUGAAGCGGAAACCCCCAACGGUGCCACUACCACCUUAACAUUAGUCUUGGACCCACUGAGCCUCGAGAGGACCAAGGCGCCAAUAGACGGAGGCUGCCGGUUCUGCCACGUGUUAGUUCUGGCGCUUGAUGGUUUCUUUGAAGGCUGGAGGGGCUGUCGGCAGAGAAUUAUCGUCGAUUUGAAGGAGAAGGGAAAUAUUAAGGUUGGGAGUGAAGGGGAGAAGUGGAAGGGUGAACAAGUAGAGAUAUAUGCUAGGUCGGCAUCCCGGCCCCCCUGGCCGACGUUAGGUACCGCCCACCAUAUUCCCCCGAACUCCGGCUCAGAUGAUACCUUCAACUUCGCUCGCCGCUGCAUCCAAGAUUGUCUCACGAACCCGAAGCACACAGCUUGCAGAGCCUCAUCGUCAUUCCCUCAUCCUAAGCGUCUACUUGACGUUGGUCGCGUAACUUCUCCCAUACGCCUCAUCGACACAUCCGGCAAACCAUUCCAAUAUGCCACUCUUUCGCAUUGUUGGGGUUCCGGUCCAGUGCUCACAGCGACUAAGUCCAAUUGGCAGAAAUUAGCUUCGCACAUCCCGUUUGAGCGUUUACCUCCUCUCUUCCAAGAUGCAGUAAUCAUAACACGUCAACUUGGCUUGCGCUACAUCUGGAUAGAUUCUCUUUGCAUAAUUCAAGACUCAACACGAGACUGGGAAACCGAGAGUGCGAAAAUGGGCGGCAUCUACUCUCAAUCCUAUGUGACUAUCUCAGCAACGCAAUCCGGGGAUGGAAGUUCGAGGUGCCUUGUGGAUCGACAGAAGUCUGUACAGAUAAACUACGAGAAUACGACGGGCAAAGUAUUCGCGCUUCAAGCGAGAAGAACGGUGGAUCACCAUCCGGAUGUCCAAGCGAGCGUGCCUGCAAAACCAACAGGACACCUUACCACGCGAGCUUGGGCCCUUCAGGAGCACGUUCUCAGCACCCGAAUCCUCCACUAUACUUCUACGGAGCUGCUCUUUGAAUGCAAGACCUCGUAUCGCUGCGAGUGCCUCCCUUCUCGCAAAGCUUAUCCCACAACUCCUUCGCUGAUUCCCAAAGCCAUUGCCAAGAAAAGUGGGAAACAUGAAGAUGUUUGGGAUGCCUGGCAGCACGUUGUAGAACUUUAUUCGAAGAGAAACCUUACAGUUCAAACAGACAAACUUCCUGCGCUCUCUGGUAUCGCUUCCCAGAUCCAAUCAGCCACGAAAUCCGACUAUCUGGCAGGUGUCUGGAAAGACAACCUCGCCUCUGAUCUUCUCUGGUCCGUUGACCCCUCUGCAACAUCAUCUUCGUGCGCCUUAGAGACUUAUCGUGCCCCAACCUUCUCUUGGGCUUCUCUUAACACUCCGAUUUCUUACUAUUCCCCUAACGCUCACGAGCGAGCUGCUUUCAAGCCUGCUAUCACUUUGAUAUCUAGCAAUAUCUCCCUCGUCGGGCUGAAUCGACUUGGUGCAGUCUCUAACGCAUCAAUUACUAUCCAUGGUCCCUGUCUCACCGCGCUCCUGUCGUCAGGACAAAAAGAUGGAAGCUGGGAGUACAUGCUUCUCAUCAAGGGAACCAGUGCGAUAAACAUAUCUCACGACUGUCUCUUGAUCUCAGACAAGUUAGAUGAUAGUGAACGAGUGCGGAGAGCCAAGCCAGACGAACAUUCAAGCAUCUUCAAAGCCGAAGUCUUGUGUCUCAGCAUCGCCAAAUACGAUUGCUGGAUUUCCGGCCUUGUCCUUGGGAAGUCGCAAAGGGUUGAUAGAGCCUUUGAAAGACUUGGCACAUUUGCAGCAGGUUAUGAAGGUUUCGGCAAGGCUGAAGGGAGGGAAUUAACAAUUGCCUAG